CUUGUCAAUGUUUUUCACUUUUGAACCAAGUUUGUUGUGUUCAACUAUAGAAGGAGUUGGAAGUCAUAUAUGCUAAAAUCCAUACUGCAAUGUUAUUCUACCAGCGUCUUAAGAAAAGCAGAUGCCUGGAAUUUGGAUCCUUGCACUAUUUCUGCUCAGUGCAGCAGAAGGUGAAGAAGUUUGCUAUGACAGAAUUGGAUGUUUCUCAGAUGAUAUACCAUGGUCUGGGACUACAGAAAGACCAGUGCAUAAGUUACCCUGGAGUCCAGAAAAGACAGAUAUUCAUUUCCUACUGUACACAAAAGAAAAUCGUAAUAACUAUCAAGAGAUCUCUGCAGCUGAUGCCCAAACAAUUGACUAUUCGAACUUUAACGCAAGUAGGAAAACCAGGUUUAUCAUACACGGAUUUAUAGAUAAUGGAGAAGAAAACUGGCUGUCAGACAUGUGCAAGAGGAUGCUUACAGUGGAAGACGUGAACUGUAUCUGUGUCAACUGGAAAAAAGGCGCAAGGUGUCAGUACACCCAGGCAUCAAACAACAUCCGUGUUGUGGGAGCUGAAUUAGCUUAUUUUGUAAACAUUCUUAAGGAAAAAUACGACUACUCCCCAGCCCAAGUUCACAUAAUUGGCCAUAGCCUUGGAGCACACGCGGCAGGUGAGGCUGGCCGGAGGGUGCCAGGGAUCGGAAGAAUAACUGGGCUGGACCCUGCUCAACCUUAUUUUCAAGGCACUCCAAUCGAAGUCAGACUGGAUAAGUCUGAUGCAGAGUUUGUAGACGUUAUUCACACAGAUUCAGCUCCCACAAUCCCCUACUUAGGUUUUGGCAUCGGCCCAGCUAUAGGGCAUCUUGACUUCUAUCCCAACGGAGGGGAGGCAAUGCCAGGGUGUGACAAGAACGCUCUUUCACAGAUUGUGGAUCUUGAUGGCAUCUGGGAAGGCACUCGGGACUUUGUGGCUUGCAAUCAUUUGCGGAGUUACAAGUAUUACUCUGACAGCAUCAUCUACCCUGAUGGAUUUCUAGGCUAUCCUUGUGCUUCAUACGGUGUUUUUGAAACAGACACCUGUUUCCCAUGCCCAGAAGAAGGAUGUCCAAAUAUGGGUCACUACGCAGAUAAAUUCAAAGGGAAAUUUAAAAGUAGUUUCGUGAAACUUUACCUGAAUACUGGAGAGGCCAAGGAUUUUGCUCUUUGGAGGUACAAAGUAAGUGUGACGCUCUCUGGAAGGAGUAAAAUUAAAGGAUACAUAAAUAUUGCCCUGUAUGGGAGUGAUGGGAACACAAGGCAGCACCAGAUUUUCAAGGGAACCCUCCGACCAGACAACACUUACACAAGCUUCAUUGACGCCGAAGUUAACAUUGGAACAGUUACAAAGGUUAAAUUUCUUUGGAACAACAACUGGAUAAAUCCAACUCUUCCUAAAAUAGGAGCUGCGACUAUCACAGUCCAAUCCGGAGAAAAUGGAAAAGAGUUCCGCUUCUGUGGUUCUGAGACGGUGAGGGAGGAUGUUCUGCAGACUCUCACCGCUUGCUAACAGCGCGUAUGGAUGCCCCAAACCUUGCUGCCAAUAAAAGCUACACGUGCAUACAACCCUGGCAUCUGCAGUCCUUGCAGUUCUAACACUGAUGAUGUGUGCUGGGUUUUUUGCUGGUUUGGGUGGAACAGGUUAAUUCUGUGGACAGCUUUCUAUAGAAAGAAUUU
Molecule: messenger RNA, 1695 nt
Organism: Cuculus canorus (common cuckoo)
Lineage: Eukaryota; Metazoa; Chordata; Aves; Cuculiformes; Cuculidae
Product: inactive pancreatic lipase-related protein 1
Exons: 13
Coding region: 122-1528 (468 amino acids)
Biological process (GO): lipid metabolic process
Molecular function (GO): triacylglycerol lipase activity; protein binding
Source: RefSeq, a predicted model, not a curated record